UCCCCCGGCAGACUGACUCUCAGCCCGGACGGAGACACGGAGACAUACCGACAGGAUCUCGGAGAGGUUCGGAGAAGAGACCGAGGACAGUCGGAGAGAGAGAGAGAGAGAGACAGAGAGAGAGAGAGAGAGAGAGAGAGAGAGAGAGAGAGACAGAGAGAGAGAGACAGACAGAGAGAGAGAGAGAGAUGAAGAUGAAGAUUAAAGGAGUCUUCACAGUUUAUGACGGAGGAAUAAACGAUCUCUGAGCCACGGACAGAGGCUUCACUCUGAUACAAAGAAAACAGUGAGCCUGCAGCGGAUUAAUAUCAUCAGGAGGACUUGGUCAGCCUGUGACAAAGACCCGGGAUAUAACUGUUAUUGAUCGGUCUGUAGUCCCGUUUGUUUGGUCUGUAGUCCCGAUCAAUGCUUCAUGUAAACAAACCGCUACUCGAGCUAGCUGCAGUUAGCCCGUUAGCUCUGUGCUGCUAGCACGUAACUUUAGAUUAAUGUAUUAAAAAGGAGCGACGAUAAUCCCAGUUUAACCAGUCUGUUUGGGUGAUGAUAAUUAUUAACCAACUCUAACCUCAGAUCAUUAACCUGCAGCCGUUGACAGUUUAUGUCCGUCUUUAUAAGUUUAUUAGCAAAAUUAGCCUUUCAGCUAACAGCUAGCUGUUUAUGUGUAAUCGUCUCAGCUUAAUGACAUUGACUAGUUUAUUAAUCACAAAACAACAGAGAAACCAAACAGAACUGUGUCUUCAGGGCGUCGAAGCGUUUUAGAUAUGGUGUCAUAAACAAAUCAACUCUUCGAGGAGGAUUAGCAUCAUCAUGCUAACGCUAGCUAGCCGUGAAGUCUGAAAAUUGUAUUGGAGAUUAAAUCCGUCAGCAGUGUCACACACACACACACAGAAACAAACACACACACUCGUUUAAUACACACACAUUUUAACAUACACAUGUUAUUAUUCGUUUAGUUUAAUUAUAUUAAAGUUUCUGAACGUUAGCUCCUGAGUGUUAGCAUUGAGCUACAGGUCAGGAUGUACUCUUUGAUCGAUUACUUCAUUUAGUUUCAGUCUCAGAUCUGGUUCUGCACAGGACCUACUUUUAUAAACUGAUAUUAUUCAUGGUCUGAGUGUGUUCACAGUGUAGUAUGGAGCUGUGAGGCCCAGCAGGAAGCCUCUCCUGUGGCCGCCCCUCCCCCCCUGAGUCUGGACUCACCCCUUCUGUUCCCCCGGACUGUCAGGAUCUGUUCCCCCGGACUGUCAGGAUCUGUUCCCCCGGACUGUCAGGAUCUGUUCCCCCGGACUGUCAGGAUCUGUUUUCAGGACUGUCAGGAUCUGUUCCCCGGACUGUCAGGAUCUGUUCCCCCGGACUGUCAGGAUCUGUUCCCCCGGACUGUCAGGAUCUGUUUUAGGACUGUCAGGAUCUGUUUUCAGGACUGUCAGGAUCUGUUCCCCCGGACUGUCAGGAUCUGUUUCCCGGACUGUCAGGAUCUGUUCCCCCGGACUGUCAGGAUCUGUUCCCCCGGACUGUCAGGAUCUGUUUUAAGGACUGUCAGGAUCUGUUCCCCCGGACUGUCAGGAUCUGUUUUAAGGACUGUCAGGAUCUGUUCCCCCGGACUGUCAGGAUCUGUUUUAAGGACUGUCAGGACAGUCAGUAUCUGUUUGCACGACUCUCAUACUCUGUGUCCCGGGUUCAGACAGGCUGGUCCCGGGGCUGUGAGCCGGUAAACGGUGGAUGUGAUGGAACUGAUGUUCGCCGAGUGGGAGGACGGGGAGAGGUUCUCCUUCGAAGACUCGGACCGGUUUGAGGAGGACUCACUGUGCUCCUUUAUCUCUGAGGCUGAGAGCCUGUGUCAGAAUUGGAGGGGCUGGAGGAAGCAGUCUGCGGGACCAAACUCCCCUACAGUCAAGAUAAAAGAUGGUCAGGUCAUCCCUCUGGUGGAACUGUCAGCAAAGCAGGUGGCGUUUCAUAUCCCAUUUGAGGUGGUGGAGAAAGUGUAUCCUCCUGUCCCAGAACAGCUGCAGCUCCGCAUCGCCUACUGGAGUUUCCCCGAGAAUGAGGAGGACAUCAGGUUGUAUUCCUGUCUGGCUAACGGGAGUCCAGAUGAGUUCCAGCGUGGCGAGCAGCUGUACAGGAUCCGAGCAGUCAAAGAUCCUCUUCAGAUCGGUUUCCACCUGAGUGCGACGGUCGUGUCGAGUCAGGCUGGUCAGUCUAAAGGAGCGUACAACGUGGCGGUCAUGUUUGAUCGCUGUCGCAUCACUUCCUGUAGCUGCACGUGUGGGGCGGGGGCUAAGUGGUGCGCCCAUGUGGUGGCAUUGUGUCUCUUCAGGAUCCAUAAUGCGUCGGCGGUGUGUCUCCGGGCUCCGGUCUCUGAGUCUCUGUCUCGGCUGCAGAGGGAUCAGCUGCAGAAGUUUGCUCAGUACCUGAUCAGUGAGCUUCCUCAGCAGAUUCUGCCCACAGCUCAGCGUCUGUUGGACGAGCUGCUGUCCUCGCAGUCCACGGCCAUCAACACUGUGUGUGGAGCGCCAGACCCUACAGCCGGCCCCUCAGCGUCUGAUCAGAGCACCUGGUACCUGGACGAGUCAACCCUCAGCGACAACAUCAAAAAGACCCUGCACAAGUUCUGUGGGCCCUCACCUGUCGUCUUCAGCGACGUGAACUCCAUGUACCUGUCGUCCACCGAGCCGCCUGCUGCAGCUGAGUGGGCGUGUCUUCUACGACCUCUGAGGGGACGAGAGCCUGAAGGCAUCUGGAACCUUCUGUCCAUUGUUAGAGAGAUGUUCAAGAGACGAGACAGCAACGCCGCCCCACUGCUCGAGAUCCUCACCGAGCAGUGCCUCACCUACGAACAGAUCAUCAGCUGGUGGUACAGUGUUCGGACGUCAGCGUCUCAUAGCAGUGCCAGUGGACACACCGGGCGCAGUAACGGCCAAUCAGAGGUGGCGGCUCAUGCGUGUGCGAGCAUGUGUGAUGAGAUGGUGGUGCUGUGGAGGCUGGCGGUGCUGGACCCCACCAUGAGUCCCUGCAGGCGCCUCGAGCUGGCGGGGCAGCUGAAGCAGUGGCAUCUGAAGGUCAUCGAGAUCGUAAAGCGAGGGCAGCACAGGAAGUCUCUGGACAAACUGUUCCAGGGGUUUAAACCCGCCGUGGAGUCCUGCUACUUUAACUGGGAGGCGGCCUACCCGCUGGAGGGCAUCACCUACUGCAGCGCUGACAAGAAGAGCGCCACCUUCUGCUGGUCCAGAGCAGUGCAGCUGCAGAGAGGAGCAAGAGCUGCUGCAGGAGGGGGCGGGGACACGUCAGAUGGAGGGGGAGGAGCCAGAGGAGAGGGAGGAGCUGAUUUCAAGGGAAGAGGAGGCGUUCACUCCUCCCAGCAAGAAGUGGCCGUGCGUCCCAAAGAGACCAUCCUGACCAAAAGGAAGGGUCUGUCUGUCAGCGGAGGGGGGGGGGUGCUGGUUCGGCUGAGUGGCAGUGUGUCUCUGUCCCUGGAGGACGGAGGAGGGAAGUGCAUGUACAAAGGGCCCGGCUCCUCCUCAGGGGGGAAGCUAAAGAUGACUCAGGGAGGAGGGAAGGGGGGGUCAUGGUUGGAACAGGAGCAGGGGGGGGGGGGGGGGAAACACGCCAGCACUAAACGGAGGACGAGCAGCGAGGAUAGUUCUCUAGAGCCCGACCUCGCUGAGCUCAGCCUGGACGACGGCUGCAGUCUGGCUCUGGGUGCUGAAGCGAGCAACACCUUCGAGUUCUUGCCCCCGCCCCCCGAGAUGCUGCCCUCCCCCAGCCCGCUGCUCCGAGACUCUCGUAAAUACAGCGGGGGUAGCAAAAUGUUUGAAGCAAAGCGCGUGAGCCUCGUGUCCGCUGCAGAUCCUCCACCCCCCCAACUACCCCCUAAAGACACUGUGCUGGACUCUGCUGAGAAGGAGGCGGAGCUACAGGCUGAGCUGCAGUCUGACACGGUCCAGAACAGAGAAGAAGAAGUAGAUUCUGCUGCAGGGAACCAGCCAGCAAUAACCGCUUCAACCAAAACCCCCGCCAAGCCCCCACAGGGCAGAGGAGCAGGAGAAGGACCUGCAGCAGCAGUAGGGGCUGCAGCAGGAGGAGGAGCAGGAGAAGGACCUGCAGCAGCAGGAGGGGCUGCAGCAGGAGGAGGAGCUGUAGGUGAAGACGACUAUCAAGCGUACUACCUGAGCGCUGCCUCAGAAGAAGGAGCAGACAGGCAGCUGGCUGAAAACCACCAGGAGGAGGAGCCAGACAUCUUUGCAGGGAUCAAACCGCUGGAGCAGGAGGGACGCAUGGAGGUGCUGUUUGCGUGUGCUGAGGCCCUCCAUGCUCAUGGUUACAGUAAUGAGGCGUGUCGGCUAGCUGUGGAUCUGGCCAGAGAUCUGUUAGCAAACCCCCCUGACCUGAAGGUUGAGCAGCCGCAGACAAAGGGGAAGAAGAGCAAAGUGUCGACCAGUCGUCAGACUCAGGUUGCCACCAACACGUUGACUAAAGCUGCCUUCCUGCUGACCGUCCUCAGUGAGAGACUGGAGCUCCACAACCUGGCCUUUAGCACCGGCAUGUUCUCCCUGGAGCUGCAGAGACCGCCGGCCUCCACUAAGGCCCUUGAGGUGAAACUGGCCUAUCAGGAGUCAGAGGUGGUAUCUCUGCUGAAGAAGAUCCCUCUGGGAUUGGUGGAGAUGUCCGCCAUCAGAGAGCGAGCAGAGCAGCUCAGAGACGGAAACUUCUGUGAUUACAGACCUGUGCUGCCGCUCAUGUUAGCAAGCUUCAUUUUUGACGUGCUGUGCACCCCAGUUGUGUCCCCAACGGGCUCCCGGCCACCGAGCCGCAACCGCAACAACGAGAUGCCGGGUGACGAGGAGUUGGGCUUUGAGGCCGCCGUCGCUGCUCUUGGUAUGAAGACCACGGUGAGUGAGGCGGAGCAUCCUCUGCUGUGUGAGGGGACUCGGAGGGUGAAAGGUGACCUGGCACUGGCUCUGAUGAUCACCUACAAGGAUGACCAGAGCAAACUAAAGAAGAUCCUGGACAAACUGUUGGACCGGGAGAGUCAGACUCACAAACCUCAGACUCUGAGCUCUUUUUACUCGAGUAAACCUGCUGCAGGAAGUCAGCGCAGCCCGUCCAAACACAACAACACUAGCAGCCACGGCGGGGUAGGCGGGGCCACAGGAGGGGUCUCUAAACACGCCACCGCCUCCUCCUCUGCCGCCCCUGUAGCUGCCACCUCCUCCUCUGCUGUGACUCUGACUGGAGAGGAGGUCUCUCACCAAGACCUGAACCCAGGACAGACCAGUUCAACUGGAGAGACAGUAUCAGAUGGAGCUCCGCCCACUGAGCAGCAGACUGAAACAGCUCCGUUCAAACUGGAAACCACAGUUCCCAGUCGGCUGGCUUUGGGAGCUCGCUGUGGCUCCAAUCAGCGCUGCUGGGGCUCACCUGUCCGCCAGAAGAAGAAACACACAGGUAUGGCGAGCAUCGAUAGCAGCGCUCCAGAGACGACCUCGGACAGCUCCCCCACCCUCAGUCGCCGCCCACUCAGAGGAGGCUGGGCAGCUACAUCAUGGGGGCGGGGCCAAGACAGUGACAGCAUCAGCAGCUCGUCGUCUGAUUCCCUGGGCUCCUCCUCCUCCAGUGGCUCUCGUAGGGCAGGGGGCGGAGCCAGAGCCAAGAGCACUGACACCAGCAGAUAUAAGGGGCGCCGUCCUGAGUGCCACGCCCCCCACGUGCCUAACCAGCCGUCUGAGGCUGCGGCUCAUUUUUACUUUGAGCUGGCGAAGACGGUUCUGAUCAAAGCAGGCGGGAACUCGUCCACGUCUAUCUUCACUCAGCCGUCAGCCAGCGGGGGUCACCAGGGGCCGCACAGGAACCUGCACCUGUGCGCCUUUGAGAUUGGACUGUACGCACUCGGACUCCAUAACUUUGUGUCUCCCAACUGGCUGAGCCGGACGUACUCUUCCCACGUGUCGUGGAUCACAGGUCAGGCCAUGGAAAUCGGCAGUGCGGCUCUUAACAUCCUGGUGGAGUGUUGGGAUGGUCACCUGACCCCCCCUGAGGUGGCGUCUCUUGCCGACCGAGCGUCCCGAGCCAGGGACCCCAACAUGGUACGGGCAGCCGCUGAGCUCGCCCUCAGCUGCCUGCCCCACGCCCACGCCCUGAACCCCAACGAGAUCCAGAGGGCGCUUGUGCAGUGCAAGGAGCAGGACAACCUGAUGCUGGAGAAGGCAUGCAUGGCAGUGGAGGAGGCAGCCAAAGGGGGCGGAGUCUACCCUGAGGUCCUGUUUGAGGUGGCCCAUCAGUGGUACUGGCUGUAUGAGCAGUCGAUGGGAGGGGGCUCGGGUCAGCAAAGGGAGACAUCCGGACGCUGCGGGGCCAAUGGGGGCCCGGGCAGGAGACCCGUGGAGUCCAGCUGUGGGGUCAUCGAAGUGGGGGCCAACAUGGAAUCAGGGGGGUUGGCGACAGUGACGGCGUCGGUAACUGCGGCGGCAGUCGUCCCCGUCAUCUCGGUGGGGUCCACCAUCUAUCAGUCUCACCCCCUCCCUGUUCAGGCCUUGGCCCACCCCCACAGCGCGGGCCUCCACCCCUACACCACCAUCCAGGCCCACCUCCCCACCGUCUGCACCCCCCAGUACCUGGGACACCCGCUGCAGCACGUCCCCCGCCCCGCCGUCUUCCCCGUGUCGGGGGCUGCCUACCCUCAGGGGAUGCACCCGGCCUUCAUUGGGGCUCAGUAUCCAUUCUCGGUGGCUGCAGGUCCUCAGCCCCCUCUCGCAGCCACAGCUGUGACGUUCCCCGGUGUCCCCGUCCCGUCCAUGACGCAGAUUGCCGUCCACCCGUAUCACACGGAGACUGGGCUGCCGCUCAGCACCACCGUGGCAGUGGGCAGCAUGCACUCUGGUCCCGCCCUCCAGGCCCUGCCCUCGCUCUCCUCUCAACCUGCCCCAUUGGUCAGCACGGCGUUCCCAUCAGAGGACGAUCAGCACAGCCAGCCAAUCAGCCAGCAGGGCCUGCACUACCUGCACUCUGCAUACAGAGUCGGCAUGCUUGCUCUGGAGAUGUUGGGCAGACGAGCUCACAACGAUCAUCCAAACAACUUUUCCAGGAGCCCCCCCUACACCGAGGACGUCAAGUGGCUACUGGGGCUCGCUGCACGACUCGGAGUGAACUAUGUGUAUCAGUUCUGUGUGGGAGCAGCUAAAGGUGUCCUGAGCCCGUUCGUCCUGCAGGAGAUCAUCAUGGAGGCUCUGCAGAGGCUAAACCCCGCCCACAUCCACGCCCACCUGAGAACACCUGCUUUCCACCAGCUGGUGCAGCGCUGCCAGCAGGCCUACCUGCAGUACAUACACCAUCGACUGAUUCACUUGACGCCUGCAGACUACGACGACUUUGUGAACAUCAUCCGCAGCGCCCGGGGGGCGUUCUGUCUGACGCCGGUGGGAAUGAUGCAGUUUAACGACGUCCUGCAGAACCUGAAGAGAGGGAAGCAGACCAAGGAGCUGUGGCAGAGGAUCAGCCUGGAGAUGGCCACCUUCUCUCCCUGAGGGGGCGGGGCUUCUCUCCCAGAGGGGAGGGGCUUCUCACUGCAAGUAACAUCAAAGGGGCAGGGGGAGGGGCUCCAAGACUGUUUCUACCCCAUACACUCGAGAUCUAUCAGGAUCCUUGAUUUUAGAUCGCACACAGGAAGUACAAUCAGACCCCGCCCCCUUUUGUUCAGUAUGUCUGUGGACUACAGUGUGUGUGUGUGUGUGUGGGGAGGGGGCUGUGACCUCCAUUCUUCCCUAGUCUCCUUCCUUGUCACCCCAUCCCUAACAUUUGAGGACCUUCUGUUUUUGGUUUGACCUUUUGAUACUAAAGAACCUGAAGAGGAAGAGGAGGAGGAGGAAGAAGACGAGGAGGAAGAGGAGGAGGAGGAGGAUGAGGAAGUAGAGGAGGAAGAGGAAGAAGAGGAGGAAGAGGAGGAGGGGGGGAUAUUGUUGUUGUUUUUGGGAUCCGUCUUUACAUUUCAACCUAAAAACCCCAGACCAGCCGGCCCCUCAGGAUCUAGGACUCAGUGAACACCACCUGGAUCAGACUCCUUCAGUUGGAUCUGGAUCUGGACCAGACUGCAGGUGACCACGAUCAGGUUUUCGACCUCCUGAAGAAGAACAUGAAGAGAGUUCGUUGUCCUGCACGUUGACAACGUGUGGUCAGCGUGCAGGAGUUUAAUCAUUCAAAAUAAAUAACUCAACAUCGGGUGUGUAGGACUUUUAUUUGUGUUGCCAUGGUAACACACCUGUAAUGAAAUAGUUUCAGAGUUUAAUUUCUGGAUUGAAAACCUUCAAACAGGAAUUGAAGAACAUCUUCAGUCACAACAAGUUCCUGUUUCUUCCUGGUUCAGGAGAGGAGGGUCUAACCGAGGGGCCGCUGGAUCCGUUCUCUCUCCUGAGUUUGAAGUCUGGAGGGUGAGUUCUCACCUGGUCCUGGUACUUGUUUCACAGUCAUAGCCCCCCCCCCCCCCCCACCUGGAGUUGUUUUAGACCAUGGUGCUGUUAUCAACACGUCAACGCUCCAUCCAUCCUGGCAGCUCAGUGGUUCUGGACUCUGAUUGGACGUCACAGGUGAAGGUGUGACCUUGCAGGCGUGUAGAAAAAAGUUGUGUGAUAUUUUUGUAUUCUUUAAAGUGUAGCUCCAUUAAAAGUUCUCUAUGUGAUUGAAAAGAAUAAAAAAAAUCUGAGCAAUACUAAAGUGUAGAGUUUACUAAAUAAAGACAUUAAAACAC
This is a messenger RNA of Labrus bergylta (ballan wrasse), 8731 nucleotides long. Lineage: Eukaryota; Metazoa; Chordata; Actinopteri; Labriformes; Labridae. The record is from RefSeq and is a predicted model, not a curated record.